Messenger RNA from Mollisia scopiformis, 761 nucleotides. RefSeq lists its product as uncharacterized. The record is from RefSeq and is a predicted model, not a curated record. NCBI's taxonomy places the organism in Eukaryota, Fungi, Ascomycota, Leotiomycetes, Helotiales, Mollisiaceae. Bases 1 to 624 code for a protein of 207 amino acids. The transcript has 3 exons.
AUGCAUUCCCUCCUCCUCCUCCUCUUUUCCCUCCCAACCCUCCUCCUCUCCCACGGCAUCCUAAUCUCCCCCCCAACCCGCGCCCCAGGCCCAGCCUCCCUCUCCUACUGCGGCGAAUCCAUCACCGGAAUAAUAAAAGCAGACAACCAAUCCGGCAUCGAGGCGCUGCACAAAGCAUCCGUCACCUCCAAAGACUACCAUGCUGAUAAAUGCAACCUCUUACUCUGCAAAGGUCUACAGCUAGAGGAUAAUGAGAAGAAUGUGCAGACGUGGAGCCCGGGCGAGGAGGUCGUGUUGAAGGUUUGGACGAGGAUUCCGCAUGUGGGGUGGUGGAGUGUCGGGAUUGUGGAUGCGGGGAGUUUGUUGCUUGUUGGGGGGGGAAGCGUGUGGGGGUUCCUUAGAACGAAGGUGGAGGCAAAUAUGAUGGUUGAUUUUGAGAUCGAGGUUGUGAUUCCGAAGGUCUUUCCUAGGUGUGCUGUUCCCGGUGAUUGUGUGUUGCAGUGGACGUGGUUUGGGAGGGUGGUGAAGCAGACUUAUGAAUCUUGUGUUGAUUUUGUGGUUGUGCCUGAGAGUUAUGAGGUUGGUGGUGGGGAUGAUGAGAAGCAGAAAUAUAUUUCACAGUGAAGGUUCUAGGUGUUUGAGUUGUUGGUUGGGUUUUGUAUUUUUGGGGGAAUGUGGCAUGUAAAUCUGAGCGUUCGUAAUGCUGUUUGGAUAAUAAUUAUAGAAAGGCGUAUGUUUAUCAUGGCCAGAGUGAGAGUUGG